AUGUCGUCUACUUUCCUCUUCUUUGCGCUGGCCGCAGUCAUGUUCUUCGCUCUCCAGGUCGCAACUUCGUUCGGCCUUCUGGAUUUCCUCCCAGCCGCGCUGGAGGAUGGGGCUGGUCCCCAUCUAUCCGUUGGGGCAUGGUUUUUCGCCGGCUGCUGUGUCCUUCGAUCCUCGCCGCCCGCCUGCCGUGCCCUCUCUUCCUCUGUCGGGACUCUCGCCGCGCUGGUUCGUGAGCUUGCUGUCCUCUCUCGCGACAAGACGAUAGCGGCCCUGAAAGCUCAAGUGCUGGCAUUUGAGCAGAAUUCGGGUGCCGCUUACGUCCCCCCUCCCGGCAAGCAGUCGCUGGUCGACUGUGAGGCCACCAUCGAAACGCUCCAGCGCCAGAUCAAUAAAUUGACUGGCAAAGUCGCCAUGUAUGAGCGACACUACAACGUCACCGCCGUUGACGCCGACCGCCUCACCUCCCACCAAACCAUCGCCAAGCUGAAGCUGGAGCUUCAGUCGAAGUGCGACGAAAUUUCCCGGCUGAAAGAUGCCAUUAUCCACAAGCGCAACGACACAACGGUGUCGACCCUUCUCUGCGAGCGGAACCGGCUGGAGGUGGCCCUUGAGGCCAAGAGGAAGAGGGUGAACGAGCUGGAGCCGAUCGCUCUUCAGCACGGCCGCGAUAUGUACCAGCGCGACGCCCAGGUCGCCAUAUUCAACGCCCUCAAGGAGUAUAUCCACCGGAUGGUGGAGGCGGGAGGUCUUCAGAUGACCGUCGUGGUGUUGUUCGUUGGGGCUCUUGCGGGCAAUGCUGGCAUUGACCUUGCGGAGCUCGGUAUCGACGGAACCCAGUUCCAGACUUACUUGGACUACGCCAUGGCGGCCUGUGAUGGCCUCCCCUGUCCUCUCCUUCCACAAGGUGGCUUGCGCCUUCAUGGCAUUCGGUAUCCGCUGUCUGGUCUGCGCGUCUUUGGCAACAGGGUUGUCGAGGCUGGCCCAAGUGUCGUCGUCGCUUCUACUCCAGCCAUCGUGGCCGCUGCCUCUUCGGUACCCCUCGUCGGCUACAACACCUUCAGUGCCCCUCCUGCUAUUAUGCAGAACGCACGGAAUACCUCCUGCGCGACUCAACAUGUCGCCUCUGCCGCCCCUCCGAUUGUGUUUGCCGGCUUCACAGCCCCCUCCAAGUCUCCUCCAGCAAAGCCAUGUCCGGCGAAGACCUCCGCGCCUACUCUACCGGAUCCCGUUCCCGUGGCUCCCUCCCAGCCCGCCACAAAUGAGACGAGACGGAUGAGCUUCCAGCCAAGCAAGAGGCCGGGAACCUUUGGUGUAGGUGUCGGCGGGAUUGGAAAGACGAGUGCGGCUCCGAGGAGGUCUUGA
Molecule: messenger RNA, 1362 nt
Organism: Alternaria novae-zelandiae
Lineage: Eukaryota; Fungi; Ascomycota; Dothideomycetes; Pleosporales; Pleosporaceae
Exons: 2
Coding region: 1-1362 (453 amino acids)
Source: RefSeq, a predicted model, not a curated record